AUGUGUUCUGACCUUUUGUCAGGUGUUGCUAGACGCCGUGACAUUCCUGAGAUCAACAAACAUUUAAAUCUGCGAGAAGGAGAUAUUUUGGAGAUUAAGGAGAGGCGCAUACAGAGGAGUGCUAUUUUAGGAGAUGACUACCGAUGGGAGUGUCCUGUUCCCUACGUGCUAAGUGAAUACCUCGAUAUGAAUGCCAAAGGUGUCAUCUUGAAGGCUUUGGAGCAGUUCCGAUUGAAAUCAUGCAUCGAUUUCAAACCAAGGGAGAGCGAAUACCAUCACAUCAGAGUUGUGAAGCAGGAUGGGUGUUUCUCAUCUGUUGGGAAAACAUCCUGGUACAGUCAGCUUCUCUCCAUUGGUGAUGGUUGCGACACCAUUGCUAUUGUUGAACAUGAGUUUCUUCAUGCUCUGGGUUUCCACCAUGAACAGUCCAGAUAUGACAGAGAUGAUCAUGUCACAAUCGUCUGGGAAAAUAUCAUGUGGGGAGAAGAGAACAAUUUUAAAAGGUAUACUAAGAAUGAAAGCACUACUCAGGGUACUCCAUAUGACUACACUUCUGUGAUGCACUAUGGGAAAGAUGCCUUUAGUCUUGGAACUGGUUACACCAUCAUCACAAAGCUGCCUGAGUACCAGGAUGUGAUUGGUCAGCGACUGGACAUGAGUUUCUAUGAUGCGUUGGAACUCAACCAACUCUAUCAGUGCAAUGGAUCUGUCUCAUUCCUGGACCACUGCAGUUUUGAUAACGAGAGUCUGUGUGAGAUGAGUUUCUGUUCUGGCUCUGAUCAUGGAUGGGAAAGAGUAACCAAUGCCACUGGAGGUCCCCACUCUGAUCACACUUACCUAGGGAGUGAGUCACACAAUGGGUUCUUCAUGCACUUCAGCACAGUUCAUGGUGAGGAAGGGAACACAGGAAGACUGCAGACCAGAAAGAUGACACCGAAGAGAGAAUGCAAAGUUCAGUGUCUGCAGUUCUUCUAUUAUCACAGUGGGAAUGAAUCUGACCAGCUCAACAUCUGGAUCAGAGAGUUUGUCAAUGAGAAUGACACACAUGGAAUACGCAGAAUAAUGGGCCAAAUCACAGGUCCCCCAGCCAAUUACUGGCAACUCCACCAUGUACCACUCAAUACCAAUAGAACAUUCCAGGUUGAAUUUGAAGCACGCAAAGGAGCAGGAAGUUCCACUGGUGGCUUUUCUGUGGAUGAUAUUAACCUGUCAGAGACUGAGUGUCCACACAACACUUGGCAGAUAAGAAACUUUGAGGAGCUUUGGAAUUCAAGCGAACCUGAAACUGAAAUCUUUAGCCCGAGGUAUUACUCUCCUGAAGGCUAUGGCUAUCAGGUGUCUGUAACACUGGAGUUGGACUACAUUUCUUUCCAUGUGUAUCUGGUCUCUGGAGAUUAUGAUGAUCAGCUGCAGUGGCCCUGUCCAUGGAGACAAGUGACCUUCUUACUACUCGACCAGCAUCCUCACAUCCAACAACGUAUGUCCAAACAAGAGAGCAUCACCACAGAUCCAGAUUUGAUAGACGACGGUAAGUAUUUUUGGGACAACCCACGGAAAGUCGGAACUCCGAAAGUUGAGAACAACGAGACAAUAUACGUUAACGAAGGAUGGGGUUACGAAGAAAUCAUGUACCAAAGGGAGCUCAUGGACAGAGCGUUUGUUAAGGGUGGUGACAUCUUCUUCCUCAUCAGUAUGCAGGACAUCUCAGAACUUCUUCAGAAAGACUCUCUGUCCUGUCCUUCAGUGCCUGAGCAGAACUUCACAAUAUCUCCAGAGGAGCAGACAGAUGAGGGUCCGUGUGAAAACAGGAAUGGUAUGACAACAGCCUCUGACAGGUAA
Messenger RNA from Chanos chanos (milkfish), 1839 nucleotides. Its product is annotated as meprin A subunit beta-like. Gene Ontology annotation, biological process: proteolysis. The coding region runs from base 1 to 1839 and encodes 612 amino acids. Gene Ontology annotation, cellular component: membrane. The transcript has 13 exons. The record is from RefSeq and is a predicted model, not a curated record. Lineage: Eukaryota; Metazoa; Chordata; Actinopteri; Gonorynchiformes; Chanidae. Gene Ontology annotation, molecular function: zinc ion binding; metalloendopeptidase activity; protein binding.